Halichondria panicea is the source of this 3501-nucleotide messenger RNA. RefSeq names its product balbiani ring protein 3-like. The record is from RefSeq and is a predicted model, not a curated record. Lineage: Eukaryota; Metazoa; Porifera; Demospongiae; Suberitida; Halichondriidae. The transcript has 2 exons. Bases 62 to 3349 code for a protein of 1095 amino acids.
GUAACUCAAAAAUCAUUGUGGCAACUAGCUAUCCAUGCACUGAAGAAAGAAUUUGUCGAAAAUGGCAAGAACGAUUUUGUCUCUCUGCCUUCUGCUAACAUGUGUAGCAAUGACAGUUGCAGUCAAAUUCUCAAUGGCUCCAAUGUCAAAAGUCUACAACAGUAAAGUGACUUAUGUGUACCACCAUCCCAAAGCAGCACCUCAGAGCUAUAGGCAACACAUCCCAGAGGGAGUCGAGGAGAUUGCACGACCCAAAGCAUGCGAUUUACAUUGCAAACCUUUCUCCAUUCUCAAUCGACACACAUGUGAGUGUGAGCCCUGUCAGAACACCUGUCAAUUCGGUCAACAGCGUAACCCCGAGACUUGUCAGUGUGAGUGUCCAGAAAGGGACGCUUGUCGUCCUCCACAGAUAUUCGAUGAUGUCAUUUGUGCCUGCAGAUGCAGAAACAUUCAAAAGUGCAGCUCUUCCGGACAAUUUUUUGACCUUGAUACUUGUACCUGUCUAUGCACCCUGGAGUGCAGACCACAUCAAUUCCUGGAUCUAUCCCGCUGCGUGUGUAUAGACAUCCCAACUCAACCCCCCACAAGACCCCCCACAAGACCUCCCACCAGACCUCCCACCAGACCCCCCACCAGACCUCCGACUAGACCCCCCACCAGACCUACCCCCAGACCAACAGCCUCACACCCCCCGGCCCCCACCUGCCCAAAAUAUGCCGAGCACCGAUGCAGCAGUCGCCAAGUGUUCAAUCCCUCAACUUGCAAGUGCAUGUGCAAAGCCAACUUCAACCCCUGCAAUGAGCUACAGAUAUGGAACGAAGACACUUGUGAAUGCGAAUGUGACCUGGUAUUUCCUGCCGCAGUGCAAGUCGAUGACUCAACUGGAACCAGAUCUGGAUCCAGCAGCACCGGAGGUAGCAGAUCUGGAAGCAGCAGCAGCAAUUCUGGAAGUAGCAAAUCUGGAAGCAGCAAGAGUGGAAGUUCUGGUUCAAAAAAGUCCAAAAGCAAAUCACGAAAGCGAGGGAAGAGGUCUCCACGCAAAUCCAAGAGCGGUUCCCGUUCUGGUUCCUCCAGCAAGUCAUCUGGUUCCUCUAGCAGGUCAUCUGGUUCCUCCAGCAGAUCAUCUGGUUCCUCCAGCAGAUCAUCUGGAACCAAGUCUGAGACCGAGUUCACAUUCCCCAGUGCCACUAGAUUCUGUCCAGCAGGGCAGCGCCUUAACAAGAGAACGUGCAGAUGCCACCAAGUGCUGUCUCAAGAAGUAAUAUGCACUAGUCAAGACGAAGAUGUGUGUACUGAUAUGGGAACGAUAUUGGACGAGGAAACAUGUAACUGCACAUGUGACGAAACACUGUGUCCCAGUCCACAAAUCCCCGAUGUCGAUAACAUGUGCACGUGUGAAUGCCCUGGGCCUAUAUCGCCAUGCACAGUCCCUCAACAGUUCAACACCAGCGCAUGUGAGUGUGAGUGCCCAAACGAACCCCUCAACUGCGUCUUUCCUCAAAGUUACAAUGAUGUCACUUGCCAGUGCGAAUGUCCUUCAAUGCCACCAGUAUGCACACCACCUCGGAUGUUCAGUGAUGUAACAUGUGGCUGUGUCUGUCCCGAACCAAUCGAGCAAUGCACAGGUGGAAACCUCUUUAAUCAAAACAUAUGUGAAUGUGCUUGUCCGAUAAAUCCAUCCACUUGUGAUGUUCCUCAAACUUUAAACGAUACGGACUGUGAGUGCAGGUGUCCAACAGUUGAGGCAUGCGUGGGCGGGAACAUGUUCGAUCCUAACACCUGUGCGUGUGAAUGCUCUAUAACGACUUGUAUGGCACCACUGAUUGUUGAUACUACUCCCUGUGCGUGCGUAUGUCCAAAUAUUGUUUGCACUGGAUUGACUACGUUUGAGCCCUCUACUUGUGAAUGUGUCUGCCCCCUCACCUCUUCCUCCUGUAUGGCCCCAUUCAUUUUAAACGAGCCCACUUGUGAAUGUGUCUGCCCCCUCACCUCUUCCUCGUGUACGGCAUCAUUUGUUUUCAAUGGACCCACUUGUGAAUGUGUCUGCCCCCUCACCUCUUCCUCGUGUACGGCACCGUUCGUUUUCAAUGGACCCACUUGUGAAUGUGUCUGCCCCCUCACCUCUUCCUCGUGUACAGCACCAUUCAUUUUCAAUGGACCCACUUGUGAAUGUGUCUGUCCCCUAAGCUCUUCCUCGUGUACGGCACCAUUCAUUUUCAAUGGACCCACUUGUGAAUGUGUCUGCCCCCUAAGCUCUUCCUCGUGUACGGCACCAUUCAUUUUCAAUGGACCCACUUGUGAAUGUGUCUGCCCCCUAACCUCUUCCUCGUGUACGGCACCAUUCAUUUUCAAUGAGCCCACUUGUCAAUGUGUGUGCCCGAAUACCAAUUGUCCAGGUCUGAGCAUCUUCAAUUCAGAUACAUGUCAGUGUAUGUGUCCCCCAACCACUUGCUCAUCACCACAGAUCUUAAAUUCAAGCAGUUGUGGUUGCGAGUGCCCGGAAGUUAUUGGUUGCUCACCAAACAUGAUGUUCGACUCCGCCUCAUGUAGUUGUGAAUGUACGACAUUUCCUGCAUGUCCAGCUCCUUUUGAGGUUAUUGAUUGCACCUGUACUUGUCCGAAUACUGCUAACUGCCUGCAAACACAAAUUUUUAGCCCGACAACAUGCGAAUGCGAGUGUCCCAACACCUGUUCAGGGAACCAGGUACAGGAUUCGGAAACCUGUCAGUGUUCAUGUCCCGAUACCAACUGCCCAAACAAUCAAGUCCUCUCUGAAGACUGCACAGAAUGUGUGUGUUCGGCCUCGGCCAGAAUGACGUGUAAUGACUACCAAGAAUUCGACGAAGAAACAUGCGAGUGUGAAUGCUCCUUCACUGAGUUUCCCCCGGCUUGUGUCUGCGAUGAGGAAACGAGUGGAACAACAAGAAGAACAAAAACCACUCGAUCAGGUUCUAGUUCCAGUACAAAAAGAAGGUCUUUACGUCGUACCAAAAAGAAAGGAAAAGGCAAAUCUAGAAAGAGCUCAACAACCUGCAGUUGCGAUGAUAGCAGCGAAACAACUACUAAGAAAUCAAGGCGAUCAAAACGAAUAAUUAAUGACAUCUCGAAACGGUCUCCCCACAGCCACUCCCGUAGCAGCAGCAGCAGUAGCAGCAGCAGCGGUAGCAGCAGCAGUAGCAGCAGUAGCAGCAGCAGCAGCAGCAGCAGCAGCAGCAGCAGUAGCAGCAGUAGCAGUAGCAGCAGCAGUAGCAGUACUGAUAACUCGAUGGUUCCAGCUGCGAUCAAUGGCCCAAUCUGCUCGGGCCAAGAGGUCUUUGAUUUCACCCAAUGCAAUUGUGUAGCUGCGUAAAGAACAAAACAAAACCCACUCCACUAGAAAGAAAACAAUUUUAAAGACUGAUGCAUAGUGGUAGAUACCCCUUGUAUGAAAUAUUAUUUCAAUUUAUUAUCAUUGUAAAUAUACAUGUAUAUUCCUGUGGUAUAUUAUUAUACUCUCUCACA